UGUAUAUUGAAGUACAAGUAUUGACAAUGGACAUGGCAUAUUUGUGUUUUUUUGUUUAUUUAGAUCUACAUCUGAACUCUGCCAUUAUGACCAAGAAGCUUGAACUUAUAUUUGCUGCAAUUCUGCUACUUGGCUAUGUGGGACUAAGUCAUCAAGCAUGCUGGACCAAGUGGUUUAAUCGAGAUACCCCUGAUAAAACUGGUGACUGGGAGGAUAUGGAUGACCUGAGGAGAGAAAACCCAGGACAAAUUUGCGACAAUCCUUUGGGUAUCCAGGUCGUUACUGUAGACAAUGAGACACCAGCUCAACAGACAGGGCAAACAUUCUACGUGUAAGUUUUAUUUAAAAAGUAAAAAAAAAAAAAA
Messenger RNA from Nematolebias whitei (Rio pearlfish), 365 nucleotides. Its product is annotated as cartilage intermediate layer protein 1-like. Lineage: Eukaryota; Metazoa; Chordata; Actinopteri; Cyprinodontiformes; Rivulidae. The record is from RefSeq and is a predicted model, not a curated record. Bases 27 to 335 code for a protein of 102 amino acids. The transcript is spliced from 4 exons.